Messenger RNA from Coregonus sp. 'balchen', 2248 nucleotides. The record is from the annotation of a GenBank genome assembly. Lineage: Eukaryota; Metazoa; Chordata; Actinopteri; Salmoniformes; Salmonidae.
AUGACAAUUCUGACAACCUACGUGUUCUGUUAUGUGCAGAGCUUUACCAUGUUUCACAAUAGCUCACAGAAAAAGUUCUGGACAUUCGACAAUGAAGAAAGUCUGAAACAACUGAGAUAUGAAGCCAACCAGAAAUAUUGCAACAAAAUGCUUACCAGUGGGAAGGUAAAAUGAUUUGUAGCAUGUUACAUUACAUGUGAUAAUGAGCCAGUGUUUCGUCUUUUCCACUACAACUUUGUGAUUAUAGUUGCUACCUGCUUCCAACGUUGUUGUCGUCUCCCAUCCUUUAUUUUAUCCCUUCCUUAAAAAAAGCCUGGGGUUAGUGACUCCUUGUUCCUGGAGGCUCACGAGGAGGACGUCCUCUUCAGGCACUAUGAGAAGAGACUGCUUGACUUCUGUAAUGCUUUCAAGCCUGUGAUGCCCAAGUCUGUUGUGGUAUGUAUUUUGUAAGGGUACACCUAAUCUCUCAUGGAAAUAUUCUGGGUGUAAACCGAGAGAAUCUGGCAGGACUGAAUGGGUUGCGUAGGAUAAGGCAGCCGUUGUUAUGGUGUUUGGGUUUUUCGUCACUGGUUGUUUGGACUGGUUAUUUGGACAAAUCACGAUUUCGCAGGUGUUGGCAUCUUAAGAAUUUCAGAAGGGGAGGGGACAUUCUGCCCAUAACUUGCAAAGAGAGAGGGUGGAGCUCCAUCUCUUCUCUUAACAUGUAUGGACCAGAACUUAAUCGAGCAGCUGACCAAUUAUGUGAGACUUUAGUUCUGGUUUAACGGAGAUUAGGGUACACCGUAAAUCAGACCUAACCGGUUUUAUGUAAGUGCUUAACAGUGCAAUUAUCUCAACAGGGUACAGCCAUCAUGUAUUUCCGGAGAUUUUACCUGAACAACUCACUAAUGGAAUACCACCCCAGAACAAUCAUGUGAGUAGUCAAGGGCUUGUUUUUGACUAGUCCUCCCAGUCUCUUAUAUUGAGAAAUACAGUAGAUAGGCUCCUCUGAGUACUCCUUUUCAGGUAGCUACACUUGAUUUCUGAACUCACUGUACAUAACCUCCAUGUUUCUCCUCCUCUCCUCACAUCUUUUCCUUCCUCUGCUCUUUCCUUCCCACCUCUUCCCUGGCUUACCUCUUUUUUCCCCUCGCUUUCAGGCUGACCUGUGCAUACCUGUCCUGUAAGGUGGAUGAGUUUAACGUGUCCAGCACCCAGUUUGUGGGGAAUCUUGUGCAAGAGAGUGCGGCCGGACAGGAGAGGGCUCUGGAGCAGAUCUUGGAGUAUGAGCUCCUUCUCAUUCAGCAGCUCAACUUCCACCUGGUGGUACACACCCCUUACAGACCGAUGGAGGGCCUGCUUAUAGACCUCAAGGUGGGUGGAUGGAGAUACUUACCAGAUCAAUGACGCUCAGUAGAGCUACAGCAGAUGAACAUAACCCAAUGGAGUGUGCUGCUGAGAUUUAAAGAGCCAUUUUGAAGACUUGUAGCUGUUAAUUCUGUAAGAAUAGAAAACCAAGCAGGUUAGGCUUCAGAUAACAGCCCUGUCUAUUGGUGACCUUUACCUCAGACAAGGUAUCCUCUUCUGGACAACCCAGAGUCUCUGAGGAAGAGUGCUGAUGACUUCCUGACUCGGGCCACCCUGACAGACACUGGCCUGCAGUUUCCCCCGUCUCAGAUCGCCAUGACGGCCAUCCUGAACAGUGCGUCGCGGGCCGGCCUCAGCAUGGAGAGGUAGGCCAGCACCAGGGCUCUUGUGUUCUAGACAAGAGCAAGGCCCCGUUUCAGGGGAUAUGGGCUGAAAUGGAACGAGGCCCUAACCAACAUGGCCUAGAGAAGUGACAACUAACAUACUUUCAUAGUGUAUUGUAGAGCAGGGUAGUAUUCUCAUGUUUUCAUUAAAUGCAGUAAUCAAUUAAGUUUGUUUUCCCCUUUCUUAUAGCUAUCUGACAGAAUGUUUGGGACUGAAGGAGGACAAAGAGACCCUCUCAAAGAUGUACGACGCGAUGAGACGUGAGUAUUUUUGCCUGCAUCGUUGCAUUUACCAAUUCCAACCACAAGGUGGCAAGCUUGAUCAAAGUUGUGACUGCACAUCAAAAUUCUACGAAUGCUGUUCAUGGUGUUGUUUCAUGGACAAUCAUUUUCUUUUUCACACAGGGAUAAAAACUCUCAUGAAAAAGUAUGAACUUCCGAAACAAGAUGAGGUUAACGCUUACAAAAUGAAGCUGGAGAGGGUCCAUGCUGACUUUGGCACAAACUCCAACAUGUAC